Molecule: messenger RNA, 4275 nt
Organism: Chelonus insularis
Lineage: Eukaryota; Metazoa; Arthropoda; Insecta; Hymenoptera; Braconidae
Gene: Cap-D2
Product: CAP-D2 condensin subunit
Exons: 2
Coding region: 242-4162 (1306 amino acids)
Biological process (GO): meiotic chromosome condensation; mitotic cell cycle; mitotic chromosome condensation
Cellular component (GO): condensed chromosome, centromeric region; nucleus; condensin complex
Molecular function (GO): histone binding
Source: RefSeq, a predicted model, not a curated record
UUUUGUUAUAAAACUUGAAAUUUAACGGUUUUUGGCAGUGUUUACAGCGUUGUUUAUUUAAAAAUAUAUACAGGAAAUAUUUGAUUUAAAAAAUCCAUAUAAUUGAAUAAGUGUUGAAUAGAAACAAUUUGCUUCUAAUGUAAUAUUUAUAACAUCUUUACCGAGUUAAUUUUAUUGUGUAAUUUGAACAGUAUCUAUGUGAAUUGAAUUGUAAUUAUAAUUAAAUUUUUAAACAAUAAAAAUGGACUUCGUAAUUCCAUUGAACAAAGAUAAUCUCUUGCAAAGACAUUCAACUCAAUAUUAUGUCAAAAAUCUAGUAACAGUAAAUUUCAUAAGUCAAACUUUAGAUGCUACCAGAAAAACUUUAGAGAAAAAAGGACCAGAGUUUAUCUUCGAUCAUUUUGAUGAUUUCUUCUCAGUGAUAGUUCAUGGAAAAAAACUAGAUAAUGCUCUGGUACUUCGAGCCUAUGAUAGAAUUAUGAAAUCAACUGGAAUUUUAGUAGGAGAUUUAGAAAAUGAAAUGGUGGAAUCAAAACGAGAAAAAAAUCUUUGUAUGCUAAAAAUGCAUUGUUAUUUACUAUCUCAUUUCAUGUGUUAUUUGGAAAAUGAAACUUAUGAAGACGAUAAUUAUAAUAAAAGUACAGGGAAGAAAAAAAAACAAGCAAAAUCUGAUUUAAGAACUGAAUGGGAAAAUCGUAGAGAACCAGGUUUAAUAAUGCUUCACCGUUUGCUACAACUUCCCUUGGGUAAUUUAUGGCAAUCGAAUAUUGUUGAAGAAUCUUUUAUUAUGCUUGUGGCUGAUAUAUGCUAUAAAAUUCUUGAACAUAAAAAAAAUGUUCGAGAAAAGAACGAUGACAUUAUUUGGCAUAUUUUAGGCAUAUUGAUAAAACGAUAUAUGCACGGAAUGACUUGUAUAAUAAAAAUAAUUCAAUUGGUACAGAUGUAUGAUGCUUUAGCACAACCUUUAGCAUCUGGAAUAGUUGUUAUGGUAACCGAAAAUAACAGUUCAAGUUUUAUAUCAGAACUUUUACAAGAAGUUGAUCGGAUAAAUCCAAGUGAAACUGAAGCUCACAAUAUAGCUACUUUUAUUGAGACCAUUGCUUCCGUACGACCUGAUUUUCUAUUAGAAAAUUUAAGUAAUAUUCUCGAGUACUUAGCAAAUCCAUGUUAUGUUAUGAGAAAUUGUGCUAUAGAAGUGAUAGGACAUAUCAUUAUUGGAUGCUUCAAAGAUGAUAAACUCAGUAAAGAUCAAAAAGAGAUACGUGACGAAUGCUUUGAACAUUUAUUGAAUCACAGAUUAGAUAUUAAUACUUAUGUCAGAUCUAAAGUAUUUCAGACUUGGCAAAAAUUAAUUUCUGAAUUUGCUGUACCAAUGCAACAACUUGUAUUAAUUUUAAAAGCAACGAUUCCUCACCUUAAUGAAAAAAGUUCUAUCAUGAGAAAACAAGCUCUUCAACUAAUACGAGUCUUAUUGCAGUGCAAUCCAUUUAGUGGUGCUCUUGAUUUGGAAACGAUCAGUCAACAUCGUGAUAAUGCUGAAAAAAAAUUACAAGAGUUACAGGCAAAUAUAGUAGCUGAAAGUGCAAGUGGAGAUACAGAAAGACUUGCUCUUUGGGAAGAAUUAUUGCCAGAUAUUCAUGCAGCUUUGAAAGAAAUUAUUAAAAAAGAUGAUAAUACAGAUGACGAUGAUGAGAUGGAAGAAAUAAAUCUUGAUGAAGAAUUUGAACUAAUUCGUCAAUUAAUGAUCAACAGAAAAAUCACUGAAGCUGUUAAACGUCUCCAAAGAGUUUAUGGUGAAACACAAGAUACUUCUUUAGAUGAUAUAGAUGAUGAUACAAAAGAAGAUUUAUAUCUAUUAUUUCUUUUAAAAAUUUUCCUGGAUUCUGAACAAAAUGAAAAUGGAAAUAGUAAAGAAAAAUAUGAAAAAGCAGAAUGGAAAUCGCGCAAAGAUGAAGUUCAAAAAUAUCGCCAAACUUUUAACAUGUUAAAUAAUGCAGUCGAAUUUAUAACAGAAAUUGAACAAGCAAUACCGAUUAUUGAAGAGAUGCUUUUUUCUGCAACUCCAGUAGUAGCUAUUGAAUCUUGUACUUUACUAGGAACAGCCUAUCAAUUUAAAAUUAAAAAGGCAGAUUCAGCAGUUCAUACUGCUUUGUCCCAAGUUUUCAGUAGAGAAGAAUCAGUCAGAAAUAAUGUGGCUAUUAUGUAUAAAGAUAUUUACUUGAAGAAUGAUAGUAAUUCUUCGCGUCAAAAAGCCAUUUCUUCAUUCAAUAGUUUGAUGAAUUUAUUACGAGAUUUGAAACCUGGGCAAAGUCCUGCUUUAGCUCAACUCAUUUCAUUAUGGUUUAGUAGUGAAGAUUUAAAUGAAGAUACUGUACAAAUAAUGUGGGAGAAAUUUAGUUUUAAAAUUCCAGAAACAACUAUAUUAGAAAGUCGAUGUGCUUUGGCAUUAUUGACCAUGAUAGGGCAAAAUCGACCAAAAAUUAUUACUUCAAAUUUGAAUAUUUUUAUAAAAAUUGGACUUAAAGAGAAAGGCAAAGAAGAUUUUCUUUUAGUACGAGAUACUUGUAGGGCUUUGUUAAAAAUAAAAAAUGAAGCUGGAGAUGAAAAGAAAGAACCUAUUAAAUUUCAAAAUGAUCAUGAACUUUUUGAAGAGUUAUCAGUUUUAUUAAUUGAAGCUUUUGAAAAUAUCAAUGAACACAUUUUUGUUUCUUUUGCUAUUGAUGCAAUAAAUGUGAUUUAUCAUUUAGCUAAUCAACCUGAUCAACUUAUGAAGAAUAUUAUAUUAAAAAUGUUAGUUGGAAGUCCUGAUGCUGAUGUACCUAUAUCUCUAUUAGCUAAAUUUUUAUAUUUCAUUGGUCAUGUAACAAUUGCACAUAUGGUCUAUUUAGAUGUUAGUGUGUAUAAAGAGUUAAAACGAAGAAAUAAAUUACGAGAUACUGUGAAUAACAAAAAAAAUAAUCGAAAUCAAAAUAAUGAUUCCACUAUAAAUGUUUCACAAAGUACAACAACAAGAUUUUCAUCAGCCAGAAAAGCAAGAAGAUCAGUUCACAGAAAAGAUAUGAGUUUUCAAGAUGAGACAGACAAAGAUACAUUAUUAGGAGCUGCAGCACAUGAUGCUGAUGCUGAAGUAAUUGAUGAAUCUUUGGAAACCUGCGUUGUUACUGGGGAUGGUUUUAUGGUUCAAUUUGUACCAAUAGUUCUAAAGGUUUGUCAAUAUCCAGAAAAAUACAAAGACAAAGCAACUCAAGUAUGGGGAGUGUUAGCUUUGUCCAAAAUGAUGACAGUUUCAUCAGCAUUUUGUAAACAACAUCUCCAAUUAUUAGUAACAAUUUUGGAUCGAUCGAAAUAUCCAGAAAUAAGAUCAAAUAUUUUAGUUGGACUGUCUGAUUUAAUAGUCCGAUUUCCUAAUGAUGUUGAACCAUGGACUGCUCAUAUGUACACUAGACUUCGAGAUGAAGACGUACGUGUCCGCACUACUGCUUUAAGGAUUUUGUCUAACUUGAUUAAACGAGAAAUAAUUAGAGUUAAAUGUCAAAUAUCUGAUAUAGCAUUAUGUAUUGUUGAUCCUGAUGACCAAAUAAGACAUAUUGCUGAAUCAUUUUUUAAUGAAUUGGCUCAAAAGGAUAAUAUCCUUUAUAAUACUUUACCUGACAUUAUAUCAAAACUCACAAGUGCCGAUGAAAAUAUAAAUGAAGAUGAUCUCCAUAAUAUUUUUAAACAUAUCAUAGGCUUAUUGCAUAAAGAAAAAGAAAUAGAUGCAUUAAUCGACAAAAUUUGUGCAAGAUUUAAAUUAGCAACAACAGAAAGGCAAUGGAGAGAUUUAUCAUAUUGCUUAUCAUUAUUUUCUUUAGGUAAAAAAGGAAUUGUCAGAUUAACAACUAAUUUACCACUUUUAAAAGAUCAACUUCAUAAUCGAUCAGUAUAUGGAGCAUUAAGAAAAAUCAUAGAAACAGCUAGAAAGAAGGCUGAUGCUAAAGAUGUUUGUGCUGCUUUAGAAAAUGAAAUUGAUAGGUUAAUGGAUUGUAAAGAAGAUGAAAAUCAAACUGAUAAUAAUGAUCCUAGUGUUGAUAAUAAUCAAGAUCAAGAUCGUGAUUCAGAUAGAGAAGCUAUGCCUCCUCCUCCAGAGCCUCGAAAAUCAAGAUCUUCAAAACGUAAAAAAUAAAUAUAUCAUACUUAUUAAUAUUGAAACAUUUAUAUUAACUUUAAUAAAAAUAUAGCAAUACUUUUAUUUUUAAUUGACAAAAAUUUUUUUAUUUAUGUACAGCAUAUAUAAUU